Molecule: messenger RNA, 680 nt
Organism: Balaenoptera acutorostrata (minke whale)
Lineage: Eukaryota; Metazoa; Chordata; Mammalia; Artiodactyla; Balaenopteridae
Product: translation initiation factor IF-2
Exons: 2
Coding region: 15-680 (221 amino acids)
Source: RefSeq, a predicted model, not a curated record
CUCGAUCACCUGUAAUGAGAUGUCCUCCGAACGUGCAUCCUCAGCCUGCACUUCUACAUCCUGAUGCCCGAGGCAGCCGAUCUGCAGUAAGGCGAGCGUGUGGAGCUGGAGGGCGCGUUGGCGGUCGGCGGGCCUCAGGGACCUUGGGCUCCAGCGGGCCCCGGGUGGAGAGCGGAGCGCGCGGCUCGGCGCCCCCGGCGGCCCGGCCGCGGUGCAGGGACGCGCGGGGCCAGCGAGGGGAGCUGCAGGGUAACUUUUCCCAGGGAAAGAGGCCGGUCGUCCCCACCAGAAGCCUCCCUGCCUUUUGUUUGUUUUCCUGCCGGAGGCUGGAGAGCGGCCGGGUGCCCCGCCGCUCACCAUGCGCGGCGCGCCCCGCGCCCCUCGCCGGCGCCCCCGGGCGUCCCUACGCGGACCCCUCGGCCCGUCCUAGCGGGGGUCGCCCUGCUCCUGCUCCCGCUCCCGGGCCGGCUCCGCGUCCGCCCUCCGAGAAGCCGCGCUCCCCGCAGGGGCGGGCCCCCGCCUGUGCUCGCGGCGCCGGCAGAAGACUCAUCUUUGAAAAUAUGUAUUUGGGAGAUAGUCACGUUCUAUUGAGUACCUUGUGCUGGUGCUGCCAUAGAAAAAUCUGGUUACACUCCGGGGAGGUCUGCUGUGGCUGCAGGACUGAUCCGCCUCGGCCCUGA